GUGACUCCCAGUACCGUCGCGGGAGAUGUGGUUGGAAGUAGUAGUGGAAAUAACACCAACAGUAGUAGUGGUGGCAACGGUAACGCGUUCCAGUCUUGCACACAUAGCUCACAUAUCGGAGCCUCCACGUCAUCAAAGGUGAAGAACGAAUCAGUUGAAGGCACGGUGGAGGCAGAGACUUCGGGAGGAACAGCUCGUGUUCGUCGAAGUACACGCAGACGCACCACUAAUAACAACGCAAACAUCAACAACGCUAAUACUAGUACUAACGGAAGCAUGGGUGUUGCAAAUACCAGUUCCACUACCACAACCACCCCAACAAGCAAUGCACCCACACGGUCAUCCAGAUCUCGUGGUUCUCGCGAUACAGCCCCGGGCACAACUGUGACCAAAGCGGCAUCGACCACCACCGGCGUCGCUGCUAUCACAACCUCAUCGACACACGUUUCUCCCACACAAUCAGGCCUGAGUCAGAAUGCCACUCCGCUGAGUGGUUCCGGUGAACAUCCGGCUAAGCCAAUUAAAGUCAUCUCCAACACAACCUCCGGGGCUAGUGACACAUCCCAGGCAACUGUCACCACCGCAUCAAAUAGCGGUUUUAUCCUGCGCCAGUUUGAGGCACACAAAGCCAUCCUGGCUGCUCGUAGCCCUGUCUUCGCAGCCAUGUUUGAACACGGAAUGGAAGAAUCGCGGGCGAAUCGGGUGGAAAUCACGGACAUGGAACCGGAUACGUUAGCUGAAGUCUUGCGUUACAUCUACACCGGUCAAGUGAUCGGUCUGGAUAAAUUAGCCCAUGACCUUUUGGCCGCAGCAGACAAGUACCAAUUGGAACGCCUGAAGACCAUGUGUGAAGAGGCUUUAGUCGAGAGUUUAACUGUAGAGAACGCUUGCGACAUCCUCGGUUUGGCUGAUAUGCAUAACGCAGAACAAUUAAAGGCCCACACAUUGGAGUUCAUUAUGCUUCAUGCGCACGAUGUAUGCGAAACCGAAGGCUACGAUCAGCUUGUGCGACAUCGUCCUCGACUUCUGAACGAGUGUUUUCGCAGCCUUGCCUCACAGCAACUUCCUCUAAGGUGUUGGGCCCGUAAACGACCUAGACAAUCAUAA
Molecule: messenger RNA, 1107 nt
Organism: Echinostoma caproni
Lineage: Eukaryota; Metazoa; Platyhelminthes; Trematoda; Plagiorchiida; Echinostomatidae
Source: the annotation of a GenBank genome assembly